AUGGCGCCCUCUCAAGAUACCUUCGUCGACGAUGAAGAAGAGACCUGCCCCCUCUGUAUCGAGGAGUUUGAUCUUUCGGAUCGCAACUUCAAGCCAUGCCCCUGCGGAUACCAGAUCUGCCAGUUCUGUUUCAACAAUAUCCGAAAUAAUAUGAAUGGUCUUUGUCCCGCGUGCCGCAGACCAUACGACGACAAGACUAUCCAAUGGAAGGUCGUCACUCAGGAAGAGGUUGCCGAGUUCCGAGCGAAUAUCCAAAAGAACCAAAAGCGACGUGCCGCCGAGCAACGCCACAAGGAAGCCCAAAAACGCGAAGCCGAAAAGGAGAAUCGGAAGAACUUGGUCGGCGUCCGAGUCGUUCAGAAAAACCUGGUCUACGUAACCGGGCUGACGCCUACGGUACGCGAGGACGAGUUGCUCAAGACACUCCGGCGUCCCGAGUUUUUUGGACAAUACGGCAAUAUCCAAAAGAUAUCCAUCAGCAAUCGGAAGAGCCAAGACGGGCACAACCAGUCCCUCGGAAUUUAUGUCACUUUCGAGAAGAAGGAGGAUGCUGCUAGGUGCAUUCAAGCAGUCAAUGGCUCGCAAAAUGGCGACAGGGUUCUGAGAGCUCAACUGGGCACCACCAAGUAUUGUUCAGCUUGGCUCCGUCACGAGAUUUGCACAAACAGGCAGUGUAUGUUCUUACACGAGCUUGGUGACGAGGAGGACAGCUAUUCUCGCCAGGACUUGUCUUCGAUAAACAGCAUCAGCAGCCAACGCCCCCUCCCUGUUGGCGGUGCCUCAAGGUCGACGUCUCGCCAAACGGGCCACCCAUCGCCCGCGCUCUCGAAUGCUCAACCGAUGAUCCGGAGUUCUAGCAAGGAGGAAUCCGAAAACGGCGAUGGCCCCGCGCUGCCCUCUUCAGCUACUUGGGCUCGAAACCCCCAGGUCCGUAGCCGACGUGGAAGCCACGCCACUAGCGGCGCCGCCCCCAGCCCUGCAAUCUCGAACAUUCUUCCAGUCACUUCCGAAUCCAACCGAGAAGCCGUCGAAGAUUUCCCUCCGAUCGAGAGCACGGUGCAUCAUCCUCCACCUCCUCCCCAGAAGACGAAAUCCGAAAAGUCGCCCAAAUCUGCGGCAAAGCCUGCGCCAAAGGCUACUCCUUCUGCUCCUCCUGCUCCUCCUGCUGAGGCAGCUUCCCCAGCUGCGUCUCCAGCUCCGGCACCAGCUCCGGCACCAGCUUCGGCACCAGCUCCGGCACCAGCUCCGGCACCAGCUUCGGCACCAGCUUCGGCACCAGCUCCGGCACCGGCGCCGGCCCCUGUUACUGCUCCAGUUGCGGCUCCUCCUCCACCCAAGGUUGAGACAUCCGCCAAGUCCACUUUCGAGAAGGCCAGGAGCGCUUCCCAAGAUACGCUUACAAAGCUUCUCAAAUCCCUCAAUGGGUGCUCUCUUGCCUGGCCCAAGCUUGGAGACGACUCUACAGAGGCUAACUACCCGCCUUUGUUUGAUGUGAGGGGUGGCGAGAAGCGGAGAGCUUUGCGCGACGAUGUCACCACCGGCGUGGCGGAGUCACAUGAGGGUUCCGCGGCAGCUACCGAACCAGCUGAGGUCGAGCCUGAAAGCAGUGGCAGCCUUGCUUUGGGAGGUGAACCUGAGGACCGGGAUACUGGACGUGAUUUUGGCUUGCGGGGAGCUUCACAGCCGCCCAUUCAACGCGCUAACAACGACGGACUGUUUGGGUCGGCGAUCGGGUCUGGCUUCAGCCAGGGUUCUACCAACCUCGCAUCCAUUGGCAGUCGCACCAUGACACCACAGCAGCCUGCUUUCAUGCGUCCGCAGGCGACGGGUUACGAUCACCUUCCUCCCGGAAUCACUUCCCAGGCGAACCUUUUCCAGGGGCAGGGGCAUAACCGCCAGGGCUCUCGCUUUAGCUUCGCGAACGAGGGGCAAACAGCGUCUGCCACCUCGGUCAAGCUGGCGGCAAACCCCAGGGUCAUGGCUCAGCAGGCCUCGAUGAUGCCUUCGUCCUUCCACGCUCAACCCAACACGCAGUUCUAUGCCAGCUCCAUGCCCGGCCCUCCGCCCGGGCUCAAGUCUACGAGCACCCCUCCGAGCAUGUUUGGGCAGCACGGUUUCGGCUCUGCUUUCGGCAACACCACGAAAGAUACGAACGAGAUUCUUCAGCUCCUCAGCCGCGGCCGAGGUGCUGGUAGCCAGGUUCAUGAUGCGGGAAAGCGUGAGUUCUUGUUUCCUUCCAUUCCUCCACUGUACCCACCCUCUACCUCCUCUACCCCAGCUCCUGCUCCGGGCCUGGCAUCGCUCUACGGGCCCCAGCCUGGAGCCUUCCAAGACUUGGGUUCAAAGCAGAAGAAGAAGGGGAAGAAGCACAGACACGCUAACACUUCCUCCUCUGGGGGGAGUGGCUUAGUAGAUCUUGCGGACCCGAGUAUCUUGCAGGCGAGAAUGCAGUCUCAGCAGCAUAUGCAACAACAGAGCAAUGCCGGUCUCGGACAGGUGUUUGGUGAUGACGAUCUACCCUCGUUCGAGGAAGUCACGACAAGCGUAGACGCUCUGGUUUCGGACGAACCCAUUACAACGAUACGCCAACCCCCCGGAGCCUUCGAUAACUUCGGCCGCAUGGGGACUCCUACAACCGUUGCCCCUCCUCCGGGACUGGGUCACAUCAGCCAUCCUUCCCCUGCCAUCCUCCAGGCAUCUUUGCCAGCUGGAACUCAGACACCACCGGUCGGCGUACCUGUUGUGCCUACCAAGGCAACCACAGCGGCGGCGUCUACAGCAGCGUCUACGGCACCACCUACGAGUACACCCGCAACGGCAACGGCCUCUAGUGCGGCUGUUUCCACGGCAGCGUCAACCACGUCAACGCCUACAACAGCUCCCAGCCCACUUGUCAACAAGAAGCCGAGGAACAAGUUGGAAAGAGGCAUGCAAUACUGUCCCUUUUGCGCAAUGGACUUGCCUCUUGCUAAGGACGGCAAGACCAUUAACGUUUUGGAAGCAGAGAGACACAUUGAUUCGUGCGAAGAUGCCAAGAAGCUUCGUGACGCAGCUGAGGCCAAGAAGAACUCCAAGGAGAAUAUUCAAGCUCUUGCGGCGGAAACUGGUCUAUCGAAGGAUAUUGCAACGGCCAAGGCGAAGGGACCAAAGGUUUUGGCAGACGAGGACUUCCCUGCUCUCAAUAGUCCCAAGGUCCAGGCAGCUGCCACGACACCUGCCGUUUCGACCAAGAUUACGGCAACCAAGUCUAAGGCAGCCAGGAAGGCCGAAAGGGCUGCGGAGAAGGCUGCUGAAAAGGCUGCUGAAAGGGAGAGGGCUGCUGAGAAGGAGAAGGCCGAGAAGGAGAAGGCGGAAAAGGAAAAGGCCGAAGAGGAAAAGGCCGAAAAGGAGAAGGCCGAAAAGGAGAAGGCCGAAAAGGAAAAGGCCGAAAAGGAGAAGGCUGCCCAGAAAGAGAAGCCUGCACCUGUGCUGGUUAUACCUGCGGUGGCGCCCACUCUUCCUAAGCCAGAACCCCGCCCUACAGACAAAAAGCCUGCCCCAGUUCUUAACAUUGCCGCAGCCACCAAGGUUGCCCAGGUCAGAACUGCUGAGAGUUCAUCAGCAACGACGGAGAAAUCUGCCCAUGAUCGGGACUCGGCUUUCCCUGCCCUGCCUACGCCAACGACUGCUUCAGUGGCCUCGCCGCUCGCUCGGACAACAGCAAAGACACUAAGACUUGUCUCAACUCCGAAGACCGAGACGCCUUCUACGCUCGCCAACGCUACUGCCACGAGCGUCGUGGGCUCCGCGGCUCGUUCUGUGGCUUCGAUUUCCGUGAGACCCGAGACUCCUGCUAGCGAGAUGAUUUCGGAUAGUGCGUCCAUCGUCUCAGCCUCAGUCUCGGCAUCUCGCACCAGCUCGCCACCGCCGUCAAAGAUCGGUUCUGCCCCUGUCAGAACGACCACCAAGAGUCAGCAGCGGAAGGCAAGAAAGGAGCAGCUCAAGAAGGAAACGGCAAUUGUAGCCGCCCAGCCCGUCAAGUCUGAUCCGAAUGAGGAGAUCGGACCCAUCAUUGGCCGCAAGAAGAAGCAGAAGAAGGAGAAGGAGAAGCCAAGCACCACCACCGCAAACGUAACACCGACUGUCAGUAGACCGGAAACACCUGCACAAAAGGAAAAGGAGGCGACGCCUCCUCCGCCACCCCCAAAGGAAGUGAAGGAGGUCAAGGAGGUCAAGGAGGUCAAGGAGGAGUCUUCCACGUACCGAUCGACGGCCAAUGAGACGACGACAUUGACGGAUGACGCUUCUCCUAUCAAGACGAGGGGAGUGAAGGAGACCCCGAAGUCGGACUCCGUCUCAACUCCUCGCACUUUGCCGACACCUGCCACGAUCUUCCAAGAUUUGCAAAAAUCGGGUGAGGUUCCGGAGAAGAUCGAUGACCUGUCUCUUUUCAAGCCGACAAGCACCGGAUUUGAGAAGUCAAGGAAUGAUCAUAGCAACGCUGCUGCCAGGGAAAACGCGGCUCGGAAUGCCAUGACGCCUACCAAGUCGAUCGUGACUGACGAAGACCAAGCAGCUCUGCUUGCGGGUCACCCCGUCCGCAAAAUGAUUGAUGGCGUCCGAAUUCUUCUGACUCCCAACGGCGACUGCAUUCGCAACCUGACCGAAGAGGAGGAGGAUCGUUUCUUGGAGCUUCAAGCCCGCAUCGCUGAGACCGCCUCCAGCCCUGCCGCGUUUGUUUCCUCUCGCCAUGAAGCCGGCGGUGGUUUCAGUCUGAUCAAGGGGCGUGCUGUGCCCAACGGCCCUCCGGGCUACUUCCCUCAGGCUCCUGGUCAGUACCCAACAGAUCCGGUGAACAAGAUCCAGCGGGAGGAGGCGAUUUACUACAUCAACCAGUACGUCCUCCCGCGGCUGAACCUCAAUGCCAGAGACAUGAGCUUUCCGAAAGCCAUGUCAAACUGGCACCCGGAUCAGCGUGGCGGUAACCCAGCCGCCGCGGGCCUCAGCUCGCUCGCUCCCUGGAUGUACGGUGCCGGCUCUCCCGCGUCACCGCACGACAACGACGCCGUGGCACCCGAGAUCAGCUAUCCAGCCCCCGUAAGCGCGUUCGCCGACGCACAUGGUUCCUACUUGGACAUGCCUCCUUCACCGUCUGUAUCUGCUCUUGAUGACCCCAUGGGUCAUAAGGGUGCAGGCCUCAACAUCGGCGGUGCUCCCGGCCCGUUCGGCAACGUGCCUCUGAUGAGCCUCGAAGACGCCGAGUCGGCUCUGUCGGCUGCCCGCAAGGAGGGCGAUAAGAUCGAGAAGCACUUCAACCAGACCAUCAGGAAGAAUAAGAGACUCUUGAUGGCCGUGGGCGGCAAUCCCGUCUCGGUAGGCGGAGGCGGCGCUAAUGGUGCUGGCGGUGGUGGUGGUGGAGGCGGCGGCGGCGCGCAUUGA
Messenger RNA from Sordaria macrospora k-hell, 5418 nucleotides. RefSeq lists its product as uncharacterized. NCBI's taxonomy places the organism in Eukaryota, Fungi, Ascomycota, Sordariomycetes, Sordariales, Sordariaceae. Gene Ontology annotation, biological process: protein ubiquitination. The record is from RefSeq and is a predicted model, not a curated record. Gene Ontology annotation, cellular component: CCR4-NOT complex. Gene Ontology annotation, molecular function: RNA binding; ubiquitin-protein transferase activity.